Messenger RNA from Caenorhabditis briggsae, 447 nucleotides. The record is from RefSeq and is a predicted model, not a curated record. The transcript has 2 exons. NCBI's taxonomy places the organism in Eukaryota, Metazoa, Nematoda, Chromadorea, Rhabditida, Rhabditidae. Bases 1 to 447 code for a protein of 148 amino acids.
AUGGAUUUGAUCCGGAUCUUUCAAUCUACUGGAAAAAUUUGGCGAUUCUUUGAACAUUUAAGCAAAACAUCGAGAGGAAAAAUUAAGGUUGGAGCGUUACGGUUCACAUUUGUAUCUCGUCCAUCGGAUUUGGAAGAUUUUCAAAUUCAUUCAGUGCUGCAGUAUAUUAAGCCAAAAGUCCUGUGGCAAUUCAAUUUGCGAGUUUGGCAAACAGAUCGAGAAGGAUAUUCUAGUACGUAUAAAAUCCCAGAAUCGGUCUUCAACUCUGAGCAAUGGCAACGAGCUACUGUGUUGUACGUUGAUAAAAAUAUCAUUAAUCAAUGGAAACAAUAUCGUCGUUUUUCGGGGGUCAGUGUUGAGAGGCCAUUUGAGAUGCAGGAUUAUGUGCAGAUCAUUAAUAGUCUCUGGAGGACGAUCGGGCGGAUCAGAAGCAUUGGAAGAAUCUAA